Dovyalis caffra is the source of this 1458-nucleotide messenger RNA. Lineage: Eukaryota; Viridiplantae; Streptophyta; Magnoliopsida; Malpighiales; Salicaceae. The record is from the annotation of a GenBank genome assembly.
AUGUCUACUACCUUAACAUCUCUCAAAAAAUCACGACCCUCCAUCAACCACCUCUACGUAAUCCAACGGCUCCAAUCCCGGCACCUCUCUACUCCACCACAAUCCAGUACUUCUCUCCCUCUAAUCGCUACCUCCACGUCCAAUACUGACAAUCGCACAAACAAAACUCUUUCUAGAUUGUUCUCCGGCCUCGCUGCAGGCGCCACUUUUGGCUUACUAUACUGUUCAGUGAACGAUUCUGACACGACACCGUUUUUCUCCUUCGCUGACUGGUCAACGGACAAUGAUCGGCGCUCGAUUUCUUUAUUUCCCAAACUAUCCUUACCUGAUUACACCUCUAGUUACAUUUUUGGAGAUGCGUUUAGGAGAAAGAUUUUCUUCAAUUACGAGAAGCGAAUAAGAUUAAGGAGUCCUCCUGAGAAGGUUUUUGAGUACUUUGCGUCUGUUAGAACACCAGAUGGUGAGAUGCUUAUGAAACCGGCAGAUUUAAUGCGAGCGGUUGUUCCGGUUUUCCCUCCAUCUGAAUCCCAUGUUGUUAGAGAUGGAUACUUGAUAGGGGAAAGGAAUCCCGGCGAGUUAAGAUGCGAUCCUUCGGAAUUUUUCAUGCUAUUUGAUGUGAAUAACGAUGGCCUUAUAUCUUUUAAAGAGUACAUCUUUUUUGUUACGCUUCUCAGUAUCCCGGAAUCAAGCUUUACUGUCGCUUUCAAAAUGUUUGACAUUGACAAUGAUGGGGAAAUAGAAAAGGAAGAGUUUAAGAAAGUGAUGGCAUUGAUGCGAGCUCAUAACAGACAAGGGGCUGUCCACAGGGAUGGUCUUCGAACGGGGUUGAAAAUUCAUGGUUCUGUGGAAAAUGGAGGUUUGGUGGAGGACUUCUUUGGCAAAGAUGGAAAGGCACGCCUCCAACUUGAUAAAUUUGUUCAAUUUAUGAGACGUUUGCACGAUGAGAUGUUGAGAUUGGAAUUUGCACAUUAUGAUUACAAAUUAAGAGGAACCAUAUCUGCUAAAGAUUUUGCGCUAUCCAUGGUUGCUUCUGCUGACCUGAGUCAUUUAGGCAAGUUGCUUGAUCGGGUUGAUGAACUACAUGAUCGAGCCAACCUCAGUGGCUUACGCAUAACAUUAGAGGAGUUUAAAAGCUUUGCAGAGUUGCGUAAAAAGUUGCAGCCGUUUUCUUUGGCCCUCUUUAGUUACGGCAAAGUAAAUGGCCUAUUAACGAAGGAGGACUUCCAAAGAGCUGCUUCCCAUGUUUGUGGAGUCUCCCUCAGCGACAGUGUGGUUGAGAUCAUUUUCCAUGUGUUUGACUCAAAUCGUGAUGGAAGUCUAAGUGCAGAUGAGUUUGUAAGAGUUUUACGCAAACGUGAAAGGGACAUUGCACAACCAGUGGAAUCAGGACCCCUGGGAUUUUUGUCUUGCUGCGCAAAGUGUGCAGAUAACAACUCCAUUGAACGGUUCCUUUCUUAA